Drosophila serrata is the source of this 738-nucleotide messenger RNA. It is a transcript of the gene MED28, whose product is annotated as mediator complex subunit 28. Gene Ontology annotation, cellular component: mediator complex. The record is from RefSeq and is a predicted model, not a curated record. NCBI's taxonomy places the organism in Eukaryota, Metazoa, Arthropoda, Insecta, Diptera, Drosophilidae.
CUGCGUUUUUUUGUUUUACUUUGGUGACCGGCACAAAAAUUGUUUAUAUUGCUGAAAACUCGCACAUCCGGGAAACAGAACGGCUAGAAUCAUGGCCAGCAACGAGCCCGGCGGCGGUAACCUGAUGGACGAGUUUGAGGAGGCCUUCCAGUCGUGCCUGCUGUCGCUGACCAAGCAGGAACCUAAUUCCGGGACAAACAAGGAGGAAAUUGAGCUGGAGGUGCAGAAGACCACCAAUCGGUUUAUUGACGUCGCCCGCCAAAUGGAGGCAUUCUUCCUGCAAAAGCGCUUCCUGGUAUCCACUCUGAAACCUUACAUGCUCAUUAAGGACGAGAACCAGGACCUGAGCAUCGAAAUUCAGCGCAAGGAGGCGCUGCUCCAGAAGCACUACAACCGCCUGGAGGAGUGGAAAGCCUGCCUUUCCGACAUUCAGCAGGUCCACAGCCGGCCCACACCGCCCAUUGGUGCUGGCAUGCUACAGGGCCCUGGCGGUGGAAUGUCACCCAUGGGUGGUGGGCCUCCCAGGCCGGGAAUGAUGCCAGGAAUGCCGCCUGGCGGAAUGCCACCGGUCGGUGCCAUGCAACCAAGUCCGCAGCAUAUGCUGCAGGCACAGCAGAUGCAGCAGCUCCGCAUGAUGGGUAAGCUGCCGCCCAAAUGAGGAGGGGAUUCUUAAUUUUAGCCUGUAACUUGUCGUGUAUCUUUUGUUUAGUUUAAUAAACAGAUUAUAUAUACUGGAAA